GGUUCGACGAAACGUGCUUAGCAAAGGCACUGUAUUGAGCUGACUUCCCGCGUGAUUCGACGCGUGAUGCGGUAGUGCAGUGAAGUGACUGUGAGUGUACGAUGGGCUUUAUGAAGUACUACGGCGCGACCGCGCUUCUUACGUUAGCUGUCAUUGCAGAAUGUUUUGGUGCACACGAACGUUCCAGGCAGCGCUCAGGUUCCAGUAGAAGUGUACCCGUCGCGAACAACAAACGAGAAGUUGACUUCGAUUGUCCCGAGGAGUUUGGCUACUACCCCCACCCUACCGACUGUACCCUCUAUUACGUCUGUGUAUUUGGCAGCUCAUUGCUCGAAUCGUGUACUGGGGGUCUUAUGUACAGCCAUGAACUUCAAACUUGUGAUUGGCCACGCAAUGUGGGUUGCGAUGCUACAGGCGCUGUGGUUGCUGAAGACCUUGGGAGACUGAAUGAAAGACAAUCCGCCCCAUCCAGACCUGCUCCGCGCCGAAACCCACCGCCGGCUCGAACACAACCCAACCCUGUCAUCACCUCACGGGGACAGCCUAAGUACAGCCGUCAAGAAUACGAAAAGCAGCAACAGUUAUAUGCCGAAGUAGACGAUCUACCUCCUGUCGAAGAAAUAGAAACAGAUAGACAGCAAAGAGUAUAUAGAGGACAACCAUCAACAAUAGGACAAGUUCAAAAGGAUAGAGACGGCUAUAUAUCUCAAGGGAUAUCGUCUAGUCGUACGUUAAAUGCAAAUAUUAUCCCGGCCUCAAUAAAUCAAAAUAGUAAACUAGGAUCAUUUUCGUUUGGAACUCAGGUAGAUGAAAGAAGAGCCGCAACGAUCACGACUGCGCCACAGACAUACAGCUUGGAGCCAACUGAGAGAGUAACACCGACAGCUUAUUCCGCAAGUCCAAGGCCUAAAAUGCUUUACAAUAGUUCCCAAGCUUACAGUCCUGAUCAAUAUGAUCCAUACUAUGCCGUAUACGAUGAGGAUGGUGAAUUGUAUAAAGACCCAGAUUAUGUGCAGCAAUAUAACCCAGCCUCACUUCGACCGGCAGUCCAGCAGACCUACAGAGGCACACCACCACCGACUCCGUCGCGCAGACCGGUAGAAUCUUACACACCAAGACCUGUAUUGGAGGAUGACUAUGACGAUGCUCUCAUUCAAGGAGAAAUUCCAAAUCAAAAUCAAUACCAAACUGCCAUACGCCAGCAAAUAAGGGGCGAUGGUAAUGAGUUGGGCUAUGAUCAUAUCCCAAGCAACGUGAGAACAACAUUAUAUGAAGCUACCUCCUAUAGCACAAUUCCCCCUACAACAAGCACUACCACAACUACCACCACAACCACGACUACUACCACAAAACGUCCAACUACUGCACCAUUCACUGAAGCUAUAACAGUAUCCCGAUAUUCUCCAAGAUUGUCUACUGAUGAAAAGCCCUUACGCGAAUCCUAUCAAAAUACAACCAAUUCCACUACAUCCUCGACUUUUCCCACUGUAAAUUACUUGUCUUCCCUAGCCAAGCCAUUUGAAAGGACUGAUAACGUACACAGGUUAAAUGAAAAUUUACCUUUGACUGAGAGUAUACCGACACUUAGACCUACUUCACGUUCAUUGACUAAUAACAAAAAUAAUCUUGAAAUAAUACAAUCAAGAACCAAUGAUUUUAGUAAAAAAAUGGUAGCUUUAACUACAGGAUUUUCAAUACGACACAAUAUAAAUAAUACAAAAAAUCCAUACACAUUAACAGUUAUUACUAAGCCUUUUGAAGCAUUUAAUUAUACAGAGAGAAGUAACAGUAAUAAUUUCAGUAAGAAAAAACAACACUUUCAAAAGUAUUAUUUUGAUACGGAAAAAGACUCAGACCAGCUUAAAGAAAAAUUGAAAUCUAGUAUCAACCACGAGUUAACAUAUAAGGAAGACAUGAAGUUUGAAAAAUCAUCAACAGACGAAAUUACAAAACCCGAAGUUCGUGAAACGACACUAAAGCCUAACGAUGAUAUCUUGGUUACGACGGGUACAUCACUACCAACUACCACCGAAACAACAAAAUAUUAUUUGAAAACAGUUAUAAAAAGGCCAGCUUCACCUGUUUUAAGCAGAAAGGAGUUAGAUAUACCAACAGAAGCUAAUAUUAAUAGAGAAUAUAACUUAAACAACGAUGAGAAACAAAAUGACUCUAAAAGCUUUCAAGUGAAGACAAAAAGUAUCAUGCAUGAAAACUUGCAAAGUCCAAUCAGUAGUCAUCCUUGGGAUGAUCCAGUUAUUUCUCCAUACGAAACAUUAGAUAAUUUACGAAACAAAAAAGGUAAUGUUGACCCCGAUUAUUCAUUACCUACUACUUCACAAAACACCAUACUACCUAAAGAUAUAGACAAAUUUGAAAGUAUAGACGCCCACCGAAAGCCAUCUUAUUAUACGUAUCAUGUAUUUGAUGAGGAUAUAAGUGAUCAAACUACUGAAAUCUUGAGUAGCAAAAUAAAGAAUAUCAUCAAAACUUUCUUUGAUAAUGAUUUAUCUACCACAUUGCCACCUAUAGAGACACUUUUAGAGCCAUCACCUCCGGAACCUAAAGAAGUAUACAUUGGAUUCCAAAAUAAGCAAUCUAAUUUCGUGGAAGAAAAGCCUCUUCAAAAUUUUGUUAAGCAUCUUCAAAUUAUUACCAGUACAGAUGCAGAAGAGGCUCCUAUCAAAAUACCUGAUUCUAAUAAAUAUGAAUAUGCUUAUGAAGAUAAAAAUCUAACUCCUGAUUUAUCAAUUGAUACAAAUCCACUUGCAAGUCAGCCAAUACAAUUAGAUGAUAAAAAAAAUAUUUCAACCAUGAUGGAAAGUUCUACAAAUCAUGAAUUCAUAAAUAUUCAAAAACCUGAAACACAUGAAUCCAAAUUUACGAAAUUAGCCACAUCAAAGCCCCAAGCUCAUAAAUCUCGAAAAUAUUACAAGCUUGUGAAUAGCCAAUCAACACCCCAUAAUAAACUUACUACUACAACUGAAAAAAAAUAUGACGAAACGACUACUUCGACUAAAAUGACUGAUUUAAGUAGUUCAAGUAAGUCUGACUUAUUAACCCCCAUUGUAGUUGGUGAUGCUAUAUCUGACAUUGCUUCGACUACAAGUACGACAAAAUCGACGACGACAAUUAAGAACGAAAUUGAUUUGACGCUAACUAAGAGCAUACCUUUUCCUACACGGGCCUCUCGAAUCAAUCCUGCCAUUAAGUUAGCUGCGGCAAACCUUGGAGGUGGACGCAGGAGUUAUCAAUCUUCGUCAAAUUGCUCUACAGACAACGGUCUGCAAGCGAAUCCAAAAUGCAACGAAAUCAAAUACCAAAGGCCUGUCAGUACUCGCGGUCGUGGCUCUUCGCAUUACUCAACUUUGGGUGUCUCUGAGUCACCACAGCCGGCUCCAAACAGAGGAACCCCUCCAACCCGAAUGCGUCCAACAUUGAAACCAUCCACAGCUAUUGUUUCAAAAACCACCGAAUUUGUGGACAUUUACGCCAAUCCGCCAAGAAGGCCGGGUCCAGUGUACCCUACACCAACACCGGAUAAAACAGCUGCCAAGUGCAGAAAAGAUGUUUGCCUCUUGCCAGACUGCUUCUGUGGUGGAAAAGACAUACCCGGGAAUUUACCUGUAAACGAAGUACCGCAAAUCGUACUCAUCACCUUCGACGAUGCUGUCAAUGACCUAAAUAAACCGUACUACGAAGAAUUGUUUGAGAGAGGUCGAGUCAACCCAAACGGUUGCCCAAUAACUGCUACUUUUUAUGUGUCCCAUGAGUGGACUGACUACAGUCAAAUACAGAACCUAUACGUAGAUGGCCACGAAUUUGCCUCCCACACUAUAUCCCAUAGUUUUGGUGAGCAAUUCUCACAAAAGAAAUGGAACAGAGAAGUAAGUGGUCAGCGAGAAUUAUUAGCCGCAUACGGAGGCGUGAAAUUAGAGGAUGUUCGAGGAAUGAGAGCGCCUUUCCUUUCUGUUGGUGGCAAUAAAAUGUUUAAAAUGUUGUAUGACUCGAAUUUCACCUAUGACUCGUCAUUACCGGUUUACGAGAACAAACCACCAAGCUGGCCGUACACUCUCGACUACAAACUGUUCCACGACUGUAUGAUUCCACCGUGCCCAACUAAGUCAUAUCCAGGUGUUUGGGAAGUCCCUAUGGUGAUGUGGCAGGAUCUUAACGGAGGCAGGUGUUCUAUGGGAGAUGCUUGUGCAAAUCCACCGGAGGCCGAAAAUGUUUACAAAAUGAUCCUGAAGAACUUCGACAGACACUACACUAGUAACAGAGCACCGUUUGGACUUUUCUAUCAUGCGGCUUGGUUCACUCAAGCUCACCACAAGGAAGGUUUUAUUAUGUUCCUGGACUUCAUCAACAAAAUGAAGGACGUUUGGAUUAUAACGAAUUGGCAAGCCCUUCAGUGGGUGCGUGAUCCCACACCCAUCUCAAGGCUUAAUAGCUUCCAGCCGUUCCAAUGCAACUAUCAGGAUCGGCCGAAGAAGUGCAACAAUCCGAAAGUAUGUAAUCUAUGGCACAAAUCAGGUGUCAGAUACAUGAGGACUUGUCAGCCAUGUCCCGAAAUCUAUCCAUGGACUGGAAAGUCAGGCAUCAGAUCUUCACGAGUCGAUAACGAAUUAGAAGAGAAAUAAACAAAAUUAAGACUAGAAAUAGAUUGAAGCCAGCGAGGCGAAUAUCGUUUUGUCCUUAAAAUACUGAAUAGUAUAUUUUGAAAAACCCACAAAUAAAUUAGCAGAUUGCAACAUAGAUAUAGAAAUGUGUUGAAGCAAUUUAAUUUAUACAAUAACACCAGAAAUUCAUAAAUUUUGAAAGUUAUUUCAACAAUUAGAUAUUAUGAUUUGUAUUUAUGUGGUUUUAGAGUUUUUUUUUUACAGAAAAUUGAUUUGUCACUCGAAUACUUAGUGCCAUUUUGAUUUCGAUGGUCAGAAAACGGAUAUAGUAAAAUCAUCGUUUAUGUGAUUCGAAUUGCUUACUGAUGUUAGAAAAUGAAUGUGUAUUGGAAACUGUGAUAUUGUAUGUUUUCAAUCAUCUAGGAUGAGAUAUACUUCGAAAACUACCUAUUUAAUAGAUAUUUUUAAUUAUUUAAGUAGUUCGUUUAGGAUAGCUUUAGAAAUUGGUGCAAUUAAUUGCAGUACUAUUAGUGUUUAAAUCUAUAUUUUUAUAUGCUGAAUCUGGCUCGAUUUAAUUUUGAUAAUUGAAUUUUUAAUAUUAUAUUUCAAAUGCUUGAGAGCCAUAUUAAAAUUAAAUAAUUUUGUUCUUGCCAACAUUAUGGACACUGCCUUCAUUAUAUUAUUGUAAAUAUAGAUAUAGUAUUUUAUGUUAGUGAAAUUAUUAAUAAGAUGUAAGAAUUGAGCUGAAACCUUUUGAUAAUCAAAGUAAUUUGUUGUGCAGACGUCUGUCUACAUCACGUGAAGAUGUAGCACAUGUCUUUGCGACCGUCUAUUUUUUUAUUUGCUUCAAUUACACGAAAACUAGCGAUCUUUUUGGAAUGACUUCAGGGAGAUUGACUGCAAAAAUGUGAAAACAAUGAAAUUUCAUCAAUGUCUCAAAUUAAAUUUGGCACGUCAUAUUGUAUCGAAUAAAUGAAUCUCCAACAAGUUUUGAUUAUUUUGAAGUAAUUUCUAAUAAAUUUUUGAUGCUUUACAUACCUUGUCAGGUAAUAUAGCAAAUAUUAAUUAAUUUGAUAUUAACGUAUUUGUAAAUAUAGGUACCUACUUUAAUAUUUAAAUUUGGUAGUUUUGUCUGGAUGUAUUUGAUGUUUGGCUUUGAUUUUUUACCAUGGAUAUGAUUUCUAAACAGAAUUUAUAGAACAUAAUUUGAAGGAAUUAUGUGCUGAUAAUAAAGUUUUAUUUAACGAG
Leptidea sinapis is the source of this 5864-nucleotide messenger RNA. RefSeq lists its product as uncharacterized. Bases 102 to 4637 code for a protein of 1511 amino acids. The record is from RefSeq and is a predicted model, not a curated record. Gene Ontology annotation, molecular function: chitin binding; hydrolase activity, acting on carbon-nitrogen (but not peptide) bonds. The transcript is spliced from 16 exons. Gene Ontology annotation, cellular component: extracellular region. Gene Ontology annotation, biological process: carbohydrate metabolic process. Lineage: Eukaryota; Metazoa; Arthropoda; Insecta; Lepidoptera; Pieridae.